AUGUCCUACGCGUGGAUUGGCCCACCGGCCCAGUUCAAUGGCACCGACCCCGUCACAGGCGGUGACUCUAGAACCGAAAACUUAAACCAGUGGUACGAUGCUGGUGAUCAGGCCUUUAUCAUCGUGGCUUCGGCUAUGGUGUUGGUCAUGGUCCCAGGUCUAGCGUUCCUCUACUCUGGUCUUGCGCGCAGAAAGUCCGCCCUCUCCCUGAUCUGGGCCUGCAUGUUCUCCGCCUCGGUCAUCACAUUCCAAUGGUACUUCUGGGGAUACUCGCUCGCCUUCGGCCCAAGCACAAAUGGCUUCAUUGGCAACCUCGACAAGUUUGGUCUCAAGGGCGUGCUUGGUGCACCAAGCCAAGGCUCUCCAUUGAUUCCCGAGCUUCUCUACGCAUUUUACCAGAACGCACAGAUGCAAUUCUGCUCCGUUACUGCUGCCAUUGUCGUCGGCUGUGUUGCUGAACGCGGUCGUCUGAUUCCUAUGAUGGUCUUCAUUUGGCUCUGGGCCACAAUCGUAUACUGCCCUGUCGCAUACUGGGCGUGGAACGCAAACGGCUGGUUCUUCUUGUGGGGUGGACUCGACUACGCUGGUGGCGGCCCUGUCGAGAUCGUUUCUGGAUGCACCGCCUUGGCCUACUCGAUGAUCCUCGGACGUCGCCAGGAGAAGAUGAUGCUCAACUUCCGUCCUCACAACGUCUCUCUGAUCACCCUCGGCACCGUUUUCCUAUGGUUCGGCUGGUUGGGCUUCAACGGUGGCUCUGCUUUCGGUGCCAACCUCCGCGCUGUCAUGGCCUGCUGGAACAGCAACUUGACUGCCAUGUUCGCCGCGAUGACCUGGGUUCUUCUCGAUUGGCGCCUGGCGCGCAAGUGGUCCAUGGUCGGAUGGUGCUCAGGUGUCAUCUCUGGACUCGUCGCUGCCACUCCCGCUUCUGGUUUCAUCCCACCGUGGGCUAGCGUUGUUCUCGGCAUCACCACCGGUGUAGUUGCUAACUUUGCUACCAAGAUCAAGUUCUGGAUCAGGAUCGACGAUUCUCUCGAUGUGUUCGCUGAGCACGGUGUCGCUGGAAUGGUUGGACUCUUCUUUAACGGCCUCUUCGGUGCCGACUACAUCAUUGGACUUGACGGAGUCAACGCUGGUCUUGAGGGCGGUGCCAUCACUGGUACUCCCGCUGCCAUCUACAAGCAAAUCGCCUACAUCGCCGCCGUCACCGCCUACUCGUUCGUCGUCAGCGCCCUCCUUGCAUUCGCCAUUGACAAGAUUCCUGGUCUCAAGCUCCGUGCUUCCGAAGAGGCUGAGCUUCUAGGUAUGGAUGACGACCAGCUCGGCGAGUUUGCAUACGACUACGUUGAGGUUCGCCGUGACUACCUCGCAUGGACUCCUGCUAAGGGGGAGCCCAUCGAUGGCGAGCACUCCGUUCCCCAAGGGGACCGCCACGGCAUCCCACAACACAGCCAAAUGCUCGAGGGCAAGGCACCAAGUGACAACGACUCUGGACACGAGCACACUGGUAUUGGAGGAGACCGUCACGCAGUUGCAAUGGGCGCGGAGCACGAGAAGCAGGUCCACACCUAG
Molecule: messenger RNA, 1569 nt
Organism: Parastagonospora nodorum SN15
Lineage: Eukaryota; Fungi; Ascomycota; Dothideomycetes; Pleosporales; Phaeosphaeriaceae
Exons: 4
Coding region: 1-1569 (522 amino acids)
Biological process (GO): ammonium transmembrane transport
Cellular component (GO): plasma membrane
Molecular function (GO): ammonium channel activity
Source: RefSeq, a predicted model, not a curated record